AUGCGUAAAAUACUUGUGAAUUUACAGACUAAUGGUUAUAAACAAUAUCGAUGUUACAAAAGGAGAAGUCCAUGGUGCUAUGCGCCUGUAUGGAAUAUAACUUAUGGUGAAAAUCAAGCAACAAAUACCACACUCAUUGGAUACAACCGAUUUAAUUCACUGCUAGAUACAAUCAAGAAAGCAAAUGAAUAUCAGAUUGGUUCAUCGUAUGUAUGUUGGUGUGAUACAAAAAAUCCAUCGAAAGUUCAAUGGGAGCAACCGAAUUCUCGUAAUGGUCUCAUUAUACUGAUUUUCGGCGCAUUCACAAUAAUUCCUACUAUUCUUUCUUUUUUUCUUACAUAUAAGUUUUGUAAACAAAUUAAAAGACAUCAAACGAGAUAA
Molecule: messenger RNA, 381 nt
Organism: Rotaria socialis
Lineage: Eukaryota; Metazoa; Rotifera; Eurotatoria; Philodinida; Philodinidae
Source: the annotation of a GenBank genome assembly